CAGCUGAUGCUGCGGGCGCGAGAAAUGUUUUCUUAUCAGUGAAAUUUCGAAAUUUAUACAAUUUGUGUGUUUUUAAAGUGCAAUCAAAACAAGAAAUAGCUUUAACUAGAUGCCCGACAGCUCCAAAUCCACUUGCACAUCAUUCGCACAUCAUAUCCGCGUACAUAACUAAAAUGCAGACCGAGCUGGGCACCUUUUACAGAUUAUAAAACUGACUAAAACUGUGAAAAACAACUGUUUUUGAAUGAGCUAAGCGUUUGAAGGUGGUUUCACAACUCUGGAGGAAAGCAAAUGCCAGGAAGUAGUGACACACAGCGGCUGAUGGCCGCGGAUGAGGAUGACCAAGUCCUGGGCUCAGGGGGCAGUUUUGUGCCAGCCUUCCGGCCGCAGGAGCAACAGGAGUACGAUGAGAGAUGUCUCCUAGAACGACCCGAGGAUGAGGUGGUGCUGGUCUCCAACGAGCCCACCCGCGGACGACUGUUCACCUACAUUGUGUUCUACCUGCUGGGCAUUGGAACGAUGACGCCCUGGAAUUUCUUUGUGACAGCAGAAGAUUACUGGAAAUACAAGUUCCGCAAUACCUCAAUCAAUGGCACGGAUCCGGACGAAGAGCUCACCCCACUGCAGCGGAGCUUCACCUGCGAUUUGGCCCUCACGGCCACCAUUUCGGGCACAACCUUCCUGCUGCUGAAUGCCGUCUACGGACAUCAUGUCUCGCUGCGCCAAAAAAUGGUGGGCACUUUAUGGAUGAUCCUCAUUCUGUUUGGACUUACCACGGGCUUUGUGGAGGUCAAUACGGACAAGUGGCAGGAGCAGUUCUUCCUAAUCACACUCAUCAUUGUGGUGCUGCUUAACAUUUCUGCGGCUACCAUGUCGGGCGCUCUGUAUGGCGUCGCUGGCCUCUUUCCCUCCGAGUUCAUGACGGCCGUGGUCAGCGGUCAGGCUCUGGGCGGCAUACUGACAGCAUUGGCUUUUAUCCUGGUGCUGGCCUUUGACACGGGCCCCAAUACCACGGCCUUUAUUUUCUUCAUCGUGGGCGGAGGACUCAUCCUGCUCUGCCUGGUCUGCUAUGAGAUCCUGGCGCAUCAGCCGUUCUUCAAGUAUUACCUGGAGGGCGGCGAUAAGUAUAAGGUAAUCAGAGCAGUACCCGGGCACACUCGAAACGAUGAAGGAGAUGGGGAAGUAGUCCUGGAACCAAUAAUGCGUCAGGUGAUGUCCAAGAUCUAUGUGCAUGUGAUAUGCCUGGCGCUGCUGUACGCCACCACGCUAUCGGUGUAUCCGGCAGUUACAGUUCUAAUGCAGUCGGAGUACGGGCACAGCGAGUGGACAGAUGUAUACUACCUGCCCGUGGUCAACUAUCUGUUCUUCAACUGCGGCGACUAUUUUGGCCGCCUUUUUGCCGGCUGGCUGGAGCGACCCGUCAACCAAAACACCUCGCUUCUCCUUACCGUAGUGCGCAUGGUGUUCGUGCCGUUCUUUCUGUGCUCCAAUUCCAACGAGCACCGUUUUCUACCCGUUCUGGUGAAGCACGACUACUCCUUCAUAGCCAUGAUCAUAGUGUUUGCCUUAUCCAAUGGCUAUCUCACCAACAUUCUCCUCAUAAUGGCCCCCAAGAGCGUGAAGCAGCACGAAAAGCAGCUGGCUUCAUCCAUUAUGGCUGCUGCCCUCAGCUGCGGAAUGGCUGUGGGUUCUGUUCUCAGCCUGGUAUUUGUUCAGAUGCUGUGAUGAGUCUCCCGAUAGGUGCCUUAGGAAAUUGUAGAAUCUUUUAAGCUUUAAAAAUUGUAUGUUACCUGAUCUUGCUUCCAUAUCGGUAGAUUUAAGCCCCCUUAAUUUCAAUUUGCAUUUGUUUUACGUCAAAAUUUUGCCAUUAACCCCGAGAUUUUAUAUCCAUUUUUUUAUUACUCGUAACUAGAUUUAAGUAUGAAAGUUAAGAACGUUUUUAAAGCAAUAUGUAAAAGGCUGUACGAUAUUUCUUUGGUUUAACGUUUAUUUUUUAGUUUUUUUUUCUGCGGAUCACAACAACAAUGUGGAUUAUUUUUAUUUUUGUUUUCUUUCGAUAUUAUUCUUUGAAUUAACUAAUGAACGUAAUUGUAAACACCGACUGUUUUACUGCAAUUGAUUUUAAAAUGUACAUAUUUGUAAUUAACUUGUGUUUGUUUAUCGCCCUGUAGUGAUGGAAAAUAAAUCAAAUAGAAACCAUUAAAGUUAAAGCAUA
Molecule: messenger RNA, 2215 nt
Organism: Drosophila serrata
Lineage: Eukaryota; Metazoa; Arthropoda; Insecta; Diptera; Drosophilidae
Gene: Ent1
Product: Equilibrative nucleoside transporter 1
Biological process (GO): nucleoside transmembrane transport
Cellular component (GO): plasma membrane
Molecular function (GO): nucleoside transmembrane transporter activity
Source: RefSeq, a predicted model, not a curated record